Molecule: messenger RNA, 1628 nt
Organism: Aphanomyces astaci
Lineage: Eukaryota; Oomycota; Saprolegniomycetes; Saprolegniales; Verrucalvaceae
Exons: 11
Coding region: 16-1326 (436 amino acids)
Biological process (GO): protein N-linked glycosylation
Cellular component (GO): endoplasmic reticulum membrane
Molecular function (GO): alpha-1,6-mannosyltransferase activity
Source: RefSeq, a predicted model, not a curated record
AUCAUCUGUAGCACCAUGGAGAGCAUCGUGCUGUAUGCGGUCGGACUGUUCCAAGUUUGGUUCACUCCGUACGCCAAAGUUGAGGAAUCGUUCAAUUUGCAAGCGUGUCAUGACUUGCUGUACCAUGGCGUGAAUCUCACCAAGUACGACCACUUUGAGUUCCCCGGCGUGGUGCCACGUACGUUCCUCGGCGCCCUUCCUGUGGCGUUGCUGUCAAGUCCAAUUCUGCACGUCUUUCAUCCGUCCAAGCCUGUGAUGCAGAUCUGUGUCCGUUCGUCCCUCUGGACGCUUUCGUUUCUCGCGUGGCUCUACCUCAAGCGAACGAUCUCGGCGCUCCAUGGCCGAGACACGAGCGUGUGGUUCACCGUGGUGUCGAUUGUCCAGUUUCACGUGGUCUUUUACAUGGGUCGGACCUUGCCCAACGUAUUUGCAUUGAUGCUCGUGAUGCUCGCGUACAGCUUUUGGAUGCAGAACCGCCCGAAAGUCGUGAUUUCCCUGCUUAGCUUCUCCACCAUCGUCUUCCGUGGCGAUACGGCCGUGCUAUUCGCCCCAAUUCUCAUCACAAUGCUGGCCAUGCGACAGAUUUCGUUGCUGGCGACCAUCGCAUCCGGCAUCCUCUCAACGAUCAUAGCCUUGGCGACUACAAUUCUCGUGGAUUCGUAUUUCUGGCAGCGCUGGUUGUGGCCCGAAGGGGAAGUGCUGUGGUUCAACACGGUCCUAAACAAGAGCCACGAAUGGGGAACGUACCCGUUUCAUUGGUAUUUUGCCUCGGCCCUUCCUCGCAUUAUGUUGGCCACAGCAUUGUUAGUGCCGCUUGGAGCUACGUCCUUGGGCACGGUGCUGAGUGGCUCCAAGAACGUUCGCGGAAUGUUCGAAGCGCUGCGCACCACGACCUUUGUCGACGGGCCCACGUGUCAGUACUUUAUACCGGUACUCGUGUACGUGUUUCUGUUUUCGUUUCUGCCGCACAAAGAGCUUCGAUUUGUCCUGAACGCAGUCCCAAUCUUGAAUUUCGUCGCUGCCGUGGGAGUAACGAAACUAUGGCGCAACCGUACCAAGUCGUUUUGGCCACUGGUGCUCGCACUGGGCUGCCUGUGUGCCACGUUGGCUGGGUCGGUGGUGUUUUCAUUGGCAUCGCAUGCCAACUACCCUGGUGGUGUAGCGUUUCACCGAUUGCACAAGCUGGGGGCUUCUUUCGAGCAUACACCCAAGACAGUUCACUUGGAUGUGGCGUCGGCCAUGACUGGAGUGUCUCGGUUUGGGGAGCAGUACCCCGCCUGGACGUACGACUAUCAAUAUCUGUCUUACAGGGAAAUAUAUAUCUGAAUUUAUUAAAUAUGACAGGUAUUUGAAAACAGAGGGCUUGAACGCGUCUGCUGACUUUGCAACGGUUGACUAUGUGUUGACGGCGGACCCGUGGCAUCCCUCGAAGCAGGAGUUUGAAGUCGUGGACACCGUCGACGCCUUUGAUCGUGUGGACGCUGGGCGGUUGGCCAUUGUCCAGAAGCCGCACAUUUACAUUUUGCAGCGAAAGCCAAGCCAGGUGUAGCUUAGUUGGCGUGCCGGCAAAAGAAAUACCGGUUCCAUAUGCACAUUGAUCGCAUGAAUAAAUGUCGAGAUCGGGGGUA